GAAGUUUCUUUGGCAACAGGAGUUGGUAAAGCAACCAUUGAUCAUAUAGUUGCUGAAUUUAAUGAAACUGAAAAGGUUGCACCAUCAAAACAAGGUCACCAGGCUCCCAAAGAUUUUCAAGCAGAAUAUGUAGAUAAAAUCUAUGAUCUAAUUAAUUCUGCAA
Molecule: messenger RNA, 163 nt
Organism: Dentiscutata heterogama
Lineage: Eukaryota; Fungi; Glomeromycota; Glomeromycetes; Diversisporales; Gigasporaceae
Source: the annotation of a GenBank genome assembly